Messenger RNA from Syngnathus acus (greater pipefish), 8747 nucleotides. It is a transcript of the gene crebbpb, whose product is annotated as CREB binding protein b. Lineage: Eukaryota; Metazoa; Chordata; Actinopteri; Syngnathiformes; Syngnathidae. Gene Ontology annotation, biological process: positive regulation of transcription by RNA polymerase II. The transcript has 31 exons. Gene Ontology annotation, cellular component: transcription regulator complex; nucleus; histone acetyltransferase complex. The coding region runs from base 764 to 7891 and encodes 2375 amino acids. Gene Ontology annotation, molecular function: zinc ion binding; transcription coactivator activity; histone acetyltransferase activity. The record is from RefSeq and is a predicted model, not a curated record.
AAACUUUUUGUAUCGUAGGAAUCAACAGCCGCCGCCAUCUUGACGCGGCUCCGAAUCGGGUUUCUGGGGGAGAAUUAAUUGUCCAAAAACCGAGCGCAGCCAGCCCCGGCGGACCACGCACGGCAUUUUCUCGGGCCAAAUGGAAGCGCGAGCUCUUGCGACGAGGAUUAAUGCAAACAUGUAAGGGCGACUGGGCAUUUUGUCGUGCCCAAAGAUCGCCGUGUAUUUGAUUUCCCUUUUAGAGAGCGGCGCUUCUCGCCGUCCGUCCAUCCCCAGACGUCGUAUUUUCCAGCGCGACAGCCACCGGAAAAAUAAACCGCCUCAAAGGAAAUAUUUUUCGAUUUUUGCUCUUUUUAUCGGAGCCGGAGGUGGAUUUUAAGCCGGCUCGUUUGGACGGCGAAAAAGAGUGACUCCGCUUGGACGCGUCGCCGGCGAAUGUCGCUGAAAUGUCCUCGCGUUGGCUUGGUGUAAUAUUUCCUGAUUGCUUUUUAUUUAUUGCUAUGGAGUGGAAAUAAUUUUGCAUGCGGUUUUUUGGGGGAAAUUAUGUGGGUGCUGGAUGUUGGAUUGUCAUGGGGUGAUCUCCGGCGGCGAAGAGGGGCGCUGUUGCCUUUCUUUUGAAACCUCUCACCGGGAAGCAUUUUGCCACUCAAGGAAAAAAAAAAAUCAAGCCAGUACCAUUGAUUCUUUUUGACUCGCUGUCAUAAAAGAAGGUUUGCAAUUAGAAUAAAAGAAGCCCGGGACCACCCCAGACUGAGCACCCAGAAUGGCUGACAAUCUGCUGGAUGUCGGACCUCCCACUGCAAAGCGACCCAAACUCAAUUCAUCGCUUUCGGCGUCGGACGGCCCAGAUCUCGUCUCCCUGUUUGACCUGGAAAAUGACCUUCCGGACGAGCUCAUCCCCAACGGAGACCUGUCUCAGAUGGGAAUGUCGUCGAAUGGCGGUGGAGGAGGCCCUGCUCUCAACUCCGUCAUCCCGGACGCCGCCGCCAAACACAAGCAACUGUCGGAGCUCCUGCGGCCGGGUAGCUCCUCCAUCUUGGCAAGUUCUCUCAAUUCCAGCAGUCCCCAACAGGGCGGCGCGGCGGGAGGCCAGCUCGGAGUCGCGCUGGGGAAAGGUCCGCUCGGGCUGGGCUCCCCCAAUUGUCGCUCUCCCCAGGGCCAAAAAGUAGCUGCCGCUAUGGGGCAAGGCAACGGAGGCGUGGCCUUCAAUCAGGCUCUGUUGAACAGCGGCCAAGGACAUGGGUUCCCGGGCCCGGCCAGGCAGGUGAUGAAUGGAACUCUGGGAGCAGCGGGUCGAGGAAGACCCGGCGUGCAGUACCAGAGCCAAGGUACGGCGGGGGCGCCGGGAGCCGGAGCGCUUGCCGAGACGCUCGCCCAAGGAGAGCCUUUGUUGGCCGGACACAACUCGUUGACUGCUCAGCAAGCGGGACGGGUCAAUAAGAUGGGGAUGUCCACAGCUCCGUUUGGCCAGCAGUACGCUCAGCAGAUCGGGCCCGUGGCUGUCAAUGCCCAACAACUCCAGAGCAAGACAGCCCUUCCCAACAGUCUACCCCAGUUUCCAUCGGAGCUAAAGGGAGCCGGUGGUGUGGCCAACAUGAUGCAGCAGCAGGUCACGUCAGCGGGGAUCUUACCCGGUGGCAUGGGUGGCGGCAUGGGUGGCGGCAGCGGCGGAGCGUCAGCUGGUCCGACAGCCGAUCCCGAGAAGCGCAAACUUAUUCAGCAACAGCUGGUUCUGCUGCUCCACGCGCACAAGUGCCAGCGGUGGGAGCAGGCCAACGGCGAGGUGAGGGCCUGCACUCUGCCCCACUGCCGCACCAUGAAGAACGUCCUCAACCACAUGACCCACUGCCAGGCGGGCAAGUCUUGCCAGGUGACCCACUGCGCGUCGUCCAGACAGAUCAUCUCCCAUUGGAAGAACUGCACGCGGCACGACUGUCCCGUCUGCCUGCCUCUGAAGAAUGCAAGUGACAAGAGAAACCAGCAACCCAUGCUAGGUUCCCCUGGGGCUAUCGGCACAACAGGGGCCACCCAGCCAAACGCCCCGCCCAUCAACAGCUCGGCAACGCACAUCGACCCCAGCUCCAUGCAGAGGGCCUACGCCGCUCUGGGGCUCCCCUAUGGCAACCAGUCUCCUGCUCAGAACCAGGGCCAGGGUCCUGCUCACCACAACCCCCAGGGGCACCAGCAGCUGCGAAAUAUCAACGUGCUCGGCUGUCAUCACAUGAAGCAAAUGGCAGCAGGCACAGGGGUCCCCUCUUUGGACCAGACUGGCUUGCACGGCGACUCCUUGCCCUCCUCACUCAACAAUCCACUGUUGCCAGACGGGUCGACGGCAGGGGGCGUGGAAAACUUGCCUGCCGCCGCCCCGCUCUCCGCUUCGGGGGUCAGGAAGGCCUGGCAUGAGCACGUCACUCAGGACCUGCGCACCCACCUGGUGCACAAACUAGUACAAGCCAUAUUCCCAACCCCAGACCCUGCAGCACUGAAGGACCGCAGAAUGGACAACCUGGUUGCGUACGCGCGCAAAGUUGAGGGCGACAUGUACGAGUCAGCCAACAGUAGGGACGAGUAUUACCACUUCCUGGCGGAGAAGAUCUACAAGAUCCAGAAGGAGCUGGAGGAGAAGCGGCGCCUGCGGAUCCAGAGGCAGCCUGGCACGGUGCCUUCAGUGACUCAGGCCACGGGCCCGCUGGGACAGCCCGUCCGACUUCCCAAUGGACCUGCGCCUAUGCCAAAUCAGAUCAUGAACCGUCUGCACGUGACUCAAGGACUCAACGCGUACAACGCGAUGCAAAACGCGCAGACGUCGCAGGCGGUCUUGGGGCCACGAGCUCCCUCGCCCAUGAAGCAUCCCUCGCAGCUGAACGUGAACUCCAUCCCGGCAAUGGCCAUGUCCCCUUCCAGAACAGCACAGAAUCCUGGAAUGAUAGCUAAUCACGCAGGCAACAUGCUUCCUCAGCCAGCCAACCAGACUCAGUUCUUGCCACAGGCACAGUUUGCCGCCGCCGGAGCCAUGAAUGUGAACGUUGGUGUGGGUCAGCCAGCAACGCAACCGGGUACACAGCGCCAGAACUCCAGCCUGCCUCUGAAUGGGCCGGGCACGCUGGGCACCCUGGUGCCCCAGGUGCCGGGCACGCCUCCGCCCAACUCUUGCGCCAGCCUCCCAAUGCAACAACAUCACCCGCCCUUUCAGGCCCCGCUGCCGCAGCAAUCCUCCACUCCCGGCUCGACGGGGGGACCAGCCUCCAAUCCAGGCCACCUCGCCGGCGGCCACCCGGGUCCACCGUCUGUCAUCGGUACGCCGCCCGAGCCUUCCCAGCCGCUCACGCCACUACGGCCGCAGCCCGAGCCCCCCAGCCAAACGCACCAGCCAACAUUGAUGCGGGCGCAGUAUCCUGGCACACCGAUGUCACAGGCCGCUGCCAGCGCCAACAGCAGAGCGCCCACCCCGGCCUCUGUGGCCGAGGUCGACUCACAACAGAACCUGCCAGACGUGACCGCCAAUUCGGAAGCGAAAGAUGAUGAUGAAGAUGAUGAAGAUGACAGUCAUUCGGGGGGCAAGCCAACUGGAAUCAAAGUGGAGCAAGCUGAUGAAGCCAAGCCCUCUCUGGUGAAGAAGGAGCCGGAUGCAGCUGAGCCAAAGCAGGAACCGAUGGACACCGAAGAAAACAAGCCAGCGGUGAAGACGAAACCCAUAGAAGAGGCGGAAAAUGGGGGCAAUGCCGCCGCUAUUCAGAGCCGCAAAAAAAUUUUCAGGCCCGAAGAGCUCAGACAAGCUCUAAUGCCGACGCUCGAGGCCCUCUACAGGCAAGACCCUGAGUCUCUGCCUUUCAGACAGCCCGUGGACCCCCUGCUGCUCGACAUUCCGGACUAUUUUGACAUUGUGAAGAACCCCAUCGACCUGUCUACCAUCAAGCGCAAACUGGACACGGGCCAGUACCAGGAGCCGUGGCAGUACGUGGACGACGUGUGGCUCAUGUUCAGCAACGCCUGGCUGUACAACCGCAAGACUUCACGCGUUUACAAAAACUGCAGCAAGCUGGCCGAGGUCUUUGAAAUGGAGAUCGAGCCCGUCAUGAAGUCGCUAGGCUACUGCUGCAGCCGCAAGUACGAGUUCUCCCCGCAAACGCUGUGCUGCUACGGCAAACAACUGUGCACCAUCUCAAGGGACGGCGUCUACUACAGCUAUCAGAACAGGUAUCACUUCUGUGAGAAGUGCUUCAAUGAGAUCCAGGGCAACAGUGUGACGCUGGGGGACGACCCGGCCCAGUCGCAGACCAUGAUAUCCAAAGAGCAGUUUGAGAAGAAGAAAAAUGACAUGUUGGACUCUGAACCGUUUGUUGAAUGUCAAGAUUGCGGACGCAAGAUGCAUCAGAUCUGCGUACUGCAUUACGAGGUCAUUUGGCCGUCUGGUUUCAUCUGUGACCACUGUUUGAAGAGGUCUGGCAAAACAAAAAAGGAGAACAAGUUUUCAGCUAAAAGGUUGCAGUCAACGAGGUUGGGUACGUACAUCGAGGACCGGGUCAAUAAGUACUUGAAAAGGCAGAACCACCCAGAGGCCGGCGAAGUGUUUGUGCGAGUGGUGGCCAGCUCUGACAAAAGUGUGGAGGUGAAGCCCGGAAUGAAAUCCAGGUUUGUGGACUCGGGCGAGAUGGUGGAGAGCUUCCCUUACAGAACCAAAGCGCUUUUUGCAUUUGAAGAAAUUGACGGCGUGGACGUUUGUUUCUUUGGUAUGCACGUCCAGGAAUAUGGCUCGGAUUGCCCUUUUCCAAAUACCAGGCGGGUUUAUAUAUCGUACCUGGACAGUAUUCACUUCUUCAAACCACGCAUGCUCAGGACUGCCGUUUACCACGAGAUCCUCAUCGGAUACCUGGAGUAUGUCAAGAAACUGGGGUAUGUGAUGGGUCACAUCUGGGCCUGCCCACCCAGCGAAGGAGACGACUACAUUUUCCACUGCCACCCUCCCGACCAGAAGAUCCCCAAGCCCAAGAGGCUGCAAGAGUGGUACAAGAAGAUGCUGGAGAAGGCUUUUGCCGAGAGAAUCCUCCAUGAUUUCAAGGACAUUUUCAAGCAAGCUACAGAAGAUAGGCUGACCAGCGCCAACGAGCUGCCGUACUUCGAGGGCGACUUUUGGCCCAACGUGCUAGAGGAGAGCAUCAAAGAAUUGGAGCAGGAGGAGGAGGAGAGGAAGAAGGAGGAGAACACGGUCUCCUGUGAGACACCAGAGGGAUCCAACGCCGACAGUAAGAAUGCUAAGAAGAAGAACAACAAGAAAACCAACAAAAAUAAGAGCAGCGUCAGCCGAGCCAACAAGAAGAAGCCCGGGAUGCCGAAUGUGGCCAACGAUCUGUCCCAAAAGCUCUAUGCCACCAUGGAGAAGCACAAAGAGGUGUUUUUUGUCAUCCACCUUCACUCUGGGCCUGUCAUCAACACGUUGCCUCCCAUCAUGGACCCCGACCCUCUGUUGGCAUGCGACCUGAUGGACGGCCGCGAUUCCUUCCUGACCUUGGCCCGAGACAAGCACUGGGAGUUCAGCUCUUUGCGGCGGUGCAAGUGGAGCACCAUGUGCAUGCUGGUGGAGCUGCACAACCAGGGCCAGGACCGCUUUGUGUACACCUGCAACGAAUGCAAGCGCCACGUGGAGACUCGCUGGCACUGCACCGUCUGUGAGGACUACGACCUAUGUGCUAACUGCUACAAGACAAAGGGCCAUGAACACCAGAUGGUGAAGUGGGGAUUGGACUUGGAUGACGACAGCAACUCCCAGGGCGCAGAGUCCUCCAAGAGCCCCCAGGAAAGCCGACGUCUCAGCAUCCAGCGCUGCAUUCAGUCCCUGGUCCACGCCUGCCAGUGCCGCAACGCCAACUGCUCCCUGCCGUCCUGUCAGAAGAUGAAGCGGGUGGUUCAGCACACCAAAGGCUGCAAGCGCAAGACCAACGGUGGCUGCCCCGUCUGCAAGCAGCUCAUCGCCCUGUGCUGCUACCACGCCAAACACUGUCAGGAGAAUAAGUGCCCCGUGCCCUUCUGCCUCAACAUCAAGCAUAAACUCCGUCAGCAGCAAAUCCAGCACCGCCUCCAGCAGGCUCAGCUGAUGCGCCGCCGAAUGGCCACCAUGGCCGGAAGGGGCGCACCAGUGCCGUCCCCGCCUCCCUCCGCUCCUGGCACGCCCAGCUCUGUGCAGCAGCCUCACACGCCACAGACGCCGCAGCAGCCGCCGCCGCAGCCGCCGCCGCAGCAGCCGCCGCCGCAGCAGCCGCCGCAGCAGACGCCGCAGCAGCCGCCGCAGCAGACGCCCCCCAACGCGGUUCAAGGCUUCCCCAACAACGGCCGCGGCAGCAGCCAAACCCCGACGCCUGUCCCGCAGGGCAAACAGGGCCCCCAGUCGUCCCCACUCCACCAGCAGCAGUCACCUCUGCCCAGCUUGCCGCAGCAACCUCAGCCACAGAUGCUGCCGCAGCUGCAACAGCAGCAGCAACAGCAGCUGACGGCCUUGAAAGUGGCCCAACAGAUGGAGAUGGCAGAGAUGGCCACCAAGGCAAAGCAACAGCAGCAACAAAGUUACGCCAUGAACGGGAUGCCCAUGAACCACCCACGCAUGAUGGGACCCAUGCAGGGGAUGCAGAUGAUGCGAGGCCCGCCCCAACGGAUGCAGACUAUGCAGCAGAGCCAGUGGGGUCCCGGAAUGCAGAAAGCUCCUGGCCAGCUGCAACAAGGCAUCGUGGCCCCCCAGCAGGCUCAGGGAGCCACCAUGGUGCAGCAAGGUCAGCUCAUGCAUAGAGCCAUGAUGACCCAGCCGCAGGGGCUUCAAAUGCAGCAGGGCAUGACGACUACGCCGCAGCAGCAGCCGCAGCAGCAGCCGCAGCAGAACGUACCACGAGGGAUGCCCAGUAACAUUGCGCCCAACGCUUUGCAGGAGCUACUGCGAACUCUCAAGUCUCCCAGCUCGCCGCAGCAGCAGCAGCAGGUCCUGAACAUCCUCAAGUCCAACCCGCAGCUUAUGGCCGCCUUCAUCAAGCAGCGGACAGCCAAGUACCAAGCCAGCCAGCCAUCGCAGCCACAGCAGCAGCAGAACCCCCAAAGCAUGGCGGCCAUGCAGGCCAUGAUACAGGUGCAGAGGCCCGGGACCCUGCCUCAGCAGCAGCAGCCUACGCAACAGGUGGCUCUGGCCCCCAUGGGACCCCAAGGCCAGAUAAUCAAUGUGGCUCAGAAUGGGAACCCUCAGCUUUACCGCAGACAGCAGUUGUUGCGGAUGCAACAGCAUCAGGCAGGCAUGCCUCAGACGCACGCUCAGUACCAGCAGCAGCAGCCACCGGCGGCGGCAAGUUACUCGCAGCUCCGCUUGCAGCAGCAUCAAAUGGCUAUGCAAGGAGGUGUCAAGCCGAUGGGCCAGCUCCCUCCCUCGUCCCAAAUGUCCAUGGACGGAGCCCAGAAACUCCUUCAGCAGCGCAUGCUCCAGCAGCAGCAGAUGAUGAAGCAGCAGAUGGGAUCGCCGGCGCAGGCCAUGAGCCCCCAGCCACACAUGCUUCAAGGCCAGGCGAUAGCGGCGGCAGCUCACCUGCCCGGUGCCCCAGUUAUGGGCAACCCUUUGAGCAGCCAGGUGCGCUCGCCGGCCCCGGUCCAGUCUCCUCGGCCGCCCUUGCAGCAGCCCCAGCAUUCCAGUCCUUCCCCGCGGAUACAUCCGCAGCCUUCGCCCCAGCAUGGCGCCCUUCUCUCCAGCUCCCCUCAUCCCAUCAUCGGGGGCCCCAUGGAGCAGGGACAUAUGGGGACGCAGGAGCAGAGCGCCAUGCUGCCGCAGCUUAACACACCCAACCGAGGGGGCUUGAGUACUGACAUUGGCAUGGUGGGGGACACCACGGGAGACACGCUGGAAAGAUUUGUUGAAGGAUUGUAGCAGAAAGUUGGGAAACUCGAGUUACAUGUUUUGUGACCUUUCGGCGUUUUGUUCCAACACCGGGCCAUUUUCUCCGUCACUGCUGCAAAGGACGUAUUUUGGGUUCAGAGCAGCCAUGCAAGAAUCGAUGCUGUGGUCUUUGUAUUGUUAAAAGUUUAUUUUCAUUUGUUUAUGCUCUAUUUUUUUUAACAAAGCCUCAAAACAAAAAUCCCCUCCCUUUAUAUUUUUCAUUUCAAUCCAUUUUGUACCUUUGCAAAUAAUUAUUGUGUUUGUGUUGAGUAAGGCUGCAAAGUUAAUGUGGGAUUUUUUUUCCUUUUUUUUUUUGUCUGUCAGGUUUCACUUCUCAGUUCCAGACUAAUUUAUUCUAAGAUGCCAUUUUUCAAUAAGGACUGCCUUUUGGGAAAGCCUUAAUUUUCUUCCUGCUUACAGAUCCUAUGGAGGAUUACCGUGUUGGUAUAGAUUUAGGAACUAUUGCACAGCGACAAACACAACAGGCAGGUGUUCAAAAGCCAGAAUUUUUUUUUCUACUCGCCUUGGCUCAGUAUUUGUCUUGCAUAUGUGCAAAUAAUCACUUUGUCUCUUUUUCAGUCCUAAUGAUUUCUCUGAGUCCUGCUCUUCUUUUGCCUGUGGUGAGAAAUGAACAUGUUGAAACUGCUGAUUUGUGUUCAGAGUUCUGUGCAUCAUUUUCUAUCUUCCAUUAAACUUGAAUCCACGAUGACCUGUCUAAUGUAAAUCAGGCAGCUCGACAGCACUGUAAAUAUGCAGAUAAUGAGAAGAGAUCACUGUACAAACCAGUUCAGGAUGGCUCAUUUCCUACUUAUAUACCAUAUUGUUUAAUAAACCUGUGAGCCACAGA